AUGAGUGAUGAUCCUUCAAUAAAAAUUGUAAUAGUGGGGGAUGCUAGCGUAGGAAAGACUGCAAUCAUGCAAAAAUACUGCGAUGGAACAUUCUCCAUUACGCAACCUUCAACAAUCGGCUCAACAUGUUCAGAGAAAGAAGUAAAAAUAGACAACAAUGUUUACAAAUUAAGUAUUUGGGAUACUGCUGGUCAAGAAACAUACAGAACAAUCGUCCCGAUGUAUUUUAGAGGUGCUGCUUGUGCUAUCGUCGUAUUCGAUAUCACAAACCAGAAAAGUUUAGAUUCAGUUUCGUAUUGGGUACACACAAUUAGAGAGAAUGCUUCUUCUGCGCCAUUGAUUUUUUGCUGCGCAAAUAAAUAUGAUCUACUCGAAGAAAGAGUUAUUGAAGACGAAGAAAUCAAUAUAACAGUUAACAAUUUACAGAUACCAGUUUUUUAUACUUCUGCUUUGACAGGUGCCGGUAUCGACCGAUUAUUCGAGUCAAUACUUCACCAGUUAGUAGAAAAGAAUUUCGUUAAGGAUCUCGCUAUUCCUGCCCCUGUUAAUACAUCGUCCCAGAAAUCAGGAUGCGCAUGCUAA
Trichomonas vaginalis G3 is the source of this 582-nucleotide messenger RNA. Its product is annotated as GTPase protein. Lineage: Eukaryota; Parabasalia; Trichomonadida; Trichomonadidae. Bases 1 to 582 code for a protein of 193 amino acids. Gene Ontology annotation, molecular function: GTP binding; GTPase activity. The transcript has a single exon. The record is from RefSeq and is a predicted model, not a curated record.